Molecule: messenger RNA, 2208 nt
Organism: Sugiyamaella lignohabitans
Lineage: Eukaryota; Fungi; Ascomycota; Dipodascomycetes; Dipodascales; Trichomonascaceae
Gene: DUF1
Product: Duf1p
Exons: 1
Coding region: 1-2208 (735 amino acids)
Biological process (GO): double-strand break repair via homologous recombination; protein deubiquitination
Molecular function (GO): ubiquitin binding
Source: RefSeq, a predicted model, not a curated record
AUGGGCUCGGUGUAUGCUUUGGCGGUCAACGGGUCCGACAACGGCAUAGCUUCUGCCUCGACUCUUAUUGCCAGUGGUGGUCCUGAGGCGAUUGUCAAUCUGUGGGAUUCUCGGUCAGGCGACCCUGUUACUAAAUUUGUUGGACAUAGUGGAAAUAUCCGAUCGAUUCUGGUGUCUGACGACGGCGAAUGGGUGUUGAGUGGUUCGUCGGAUUCGUCUAUUAAACUGUGGUCAGUAACUUCUUCUCGAUUGUAUCAUACGUUUGACAUGCAUGAUGACUCGGUGUGGUCAUUGUUUUCUCAGGACCCUUCGUUGAAGGUGUUCUAUUCCAGUGAUAGAAGCGGUGUGGUCAUGAAGACAGAUCUAAGAGGAUGUGUUGAGAAGCAUCUGGAUUUCGAUGAGGGUGUGUCGGUCAUGGUUUGUAACGAGCACGAGGGCGUGUCAAAGGUCAUUAGUGCAGGGUCUAAUUUGUGGACUGCUACCUCGAAUUCACGUAUUCACAGAUGGAGGAACGUUAAUACUGGAAUCUAUUCGCUGGGUAAUGGUGUUGGUGAGGUGCCAAUUGAGGAGUCAGCUGAGACAAAUGAGAAGAAGGAGGACGAGACUGCAAAACAAAAUGAUAGUCAGGAUACUGAUAACGAAAAGAAGAAAGAAGAUGGAGAAAAGGACGAGGAAAUCAAGGUGCCAGACAACUCUAUCAAGACGUCGUUCAUCCAAGUGAGUGGUGGCCCAUCAUUACAGUUUGCAGCAGCUGCUGAAGCUCAUAGAACGGCACGAGAAAUAUCUCCAGGAGGUAAAGAACUGGAUGUGGUUGUGCAGCCGGUAUCAGAAAACCCCAUUGAAACGCUUCGUGGUCAUGUUGGACUGAUCAAGCAUCGACUGCUCAACGACAAGAGACGUGUGCUUACUCUUGAUACAGCAGGCGAUGUCAAACUGUGGGACCUGGUGAGAGGUGUAGUAUUGCAGUCGUUUGACCGUACACUUGGUCUUGAUCUCGAUACUCUGGCUGACCAGUUAAACCCAUUGGCGUUUGUUUCAAACUGGUGUCAAGUGUCGGUCAGAACUGGUGAACUGUAUGUAUCAUUAGAGGAGUCUACAUGUUUUGAUGCCGAGGUAUAUUCUGACGAUUUGAUAAUUGACCAUACUGGAAGUGAAGAUGGUUCUGCCGUAAGACAGGAUAUGACGGAUAUUCCUGAAGAUCAUAGAGUCAAUUACGGUAAAUGGGUCAUUACUAAUUUACUACACAAUUUACAGCAGCGACUGUUACAAGACGAAAUUAAACCGUCACCAAAUGGGUCUGCGACCUCGUCGACGUCUGAACCAAAACCAUCAGCACCAAUUGCAGGAUCUAAAGGUACUAAUGGAUAUUCCAGCUCGCCUUAUGACAUUGUACAUAAAGUAGAAGAGCCCGUGGAAACUACUACUAAAGAGACAACUAACAAUGUCAACACAUCUAAUUCGCAAUCGAACUCGAGUGGAGGUGGUAUGUUUGGCAGGUUCAAGGGAUUUGGUAAAUCCAAGAAAGACAAGACUCCAGCUGCUUCUACCAACAAUACCACUACACCAGCAGCAACCACACCACAAGAACCACCAACACCCAAGGCUGUGGAGUAUAAUUCACUUAAUGAUCUGAUUAAAGAUUUGAAAAAGAAGGCCUCUUCGCCGAACCACACCGGAUCGUUGUUCAACCCUCCAUCGUCUACCGACUGUCCUUUUGUAGCAUUCCCCGAACAUACCAAGAUCAUGAUCUCUGAACAGCUGCCCAACUCAGGUGAUACUAUGGAUUUGUAUCGAGGAACGGUGGGUACAGUUGGAACUGACGAAACCAGGCUUCGCGAGGUAGUUCCUGGCUGGAUGGGUAAAGUGCUUCUUGAGAACGAGCUUCCUGUUAAAGAGCCACCUAAAGUCGGGUUUGUUGUUCAACCCGAAGACGAGUCGAAAUCGCCCUCGGUCACUGCUGCAAACAUCCGACUGACAGCUUACCACAUGCUUCGUGCCCGUAAAGUGUUACUCUACGUUGUCGAAAGACUAUCAGCGGACCCCACCAUGUCCGAAACCAUCCAAACACACAAGGGCCAGCAACCUGAAGAAUGGCUCGAACUGUAUUGCCAGGGCCACAAGAUCCCGCCCAAAAUGACCGUCGCCACCAUCCGAACCCGGGUCUGGCGAAGCGGAGGUGACGUCGUGCUCAAGUACCGCAUCGUAUAA